Messenger RNA from Helicoverpa zea (corn earworm), 608 nucleotides. RefSeq lists its product as uncharacterized. Bases 1 to 591 code for a protein of 196 amino acids. The record is from RefSeq and is a predicted model, not a curated record. Lineage: Eukaryota; Metazoa; Arthropoda; Insecta; Lepidoptera; Noctuidae. The transcript is spliced from 4 exons.
AUGAGUGUUUUCUAUAAAAUGGAUGUGAUGUACGAAGAUGACACUUUGGCUUUGAUAGAGAAGAUACCGGAGGCUCCGUCCUAUUUGGACUGUGUGAAUAUACGAUGCGGGGUGAAACUCAUCGCCACCCUGGGAAUUUUCCUGGGGUUCACCUGCGCUGCCAUGUUGCUGGUGAAGGACAGGAAGAAUAUGACGACCACCACGGUGAUCUUAGUGGUGUUCCUGUCAAUAUUCAUCAUCGUCACUAUCCUGUUUGUGUUGGCGUCCGUCUUGCUCCUAAUGGCUGCCUUAGAUGUGAGUAAUAUACUAAUGUACAACAGCCACGGAGGAAGGACAGAUAGCGGAGAUGCCAUGAGGAAGGAGAAUCUCGACCUUAUGUCGUAUUAUAUAUGGCUCAGUGUUGUGUACCUGUGUAUACAGCUGGUACUGGCUAUUAUCAUACCAUUGGUGUUGAUCGUGGAGGGACGUUACCCUAUCAGUGUAGCACUGAUCUGGAUGGCCAUCGUUCUGAUCGUGGGUCUUGGAUGGACACAUUUCAUAUCUAUGGUCAGUUCGUACAGGAUGAGCCUUCUAAGCAUAGAUGAGUAUUAAAAAACCAUACAUCAAAA